Messenger RNA from Brassica napus (rape), 2714 nucleotides. Its product is annotated as plant-specific TFIIB-related protein 2. The coding region runs from base 477 to 1466 and encodes 329 amino acids. The record is from RefSeq and is a predicted model, not a curated record. Gene Ontology annotation, molecular function: TBP-class protein binding. Gene Ontology annotation, cellular component: nucleus; transcription preinitiation complex. NCBI's taxonomy places the organism in Eukaryota, Viridiplantae, Streptophyta, Magnoliopsida, Brassicales, Brassicaceae. Gene Ontology annotation, biological process: DNA-templated transcription initiation; transcription preinitiation complex assembly. The transcript is spliced from 2 exons.
ACAGGUACUCUAACAUCUGUAAAUUACCUUGAUAUGUUUAUGUAAUAACUUUUUGAGUUAUAUUCAUAGGGAGACAUGGGUAAUACUAAUAUAUUGGAGGUGAAAAAAUCGCAAGAAAAAACAUUUCUAGUGUUUUUUAUUAUGCAAAGUAGCUUUUUAUUGGAUAAAUAUCUAAAUAUUUAAAAUACAUGCCCAAAAUCCAUAUUAUUUUAAUUAAAAAGAUGCAUAAUAAAUAAAUUUGACGGUGUGAAUCUAGAAAAAAGGAAAUUUUCCUUUACUAAUAGUAGACUUGUAAAAACAAUCGUCGAAAUCCUCCUAGGAAAGGGAAAUUUACCUUUUAGUCCAUUCUCAUCCAUCACCAUCUCCUAUAAAAACAACAACAAACUUACAUCAAAUCUCAAGUAUCAACCCAUCCUAUAACAACAAACAAAACAAUCAUCCCACAAGAACAAAGAAACCCUCAACACCUAAGAAUAAUGGACACUUGCUUGGACUGCAAGAGAGUCACCGAGACGGUGAUCGACAUAAGAACCGGCGACACAAUCUGCACAGAGUGUAGCCUCGUCAUCUCCGAUCACUACAUAGACGACAGCCAAGAAUGGAGAACGUUCGCCAACGACGAUAACAGCAACGACCGAGACCCUAACCGCGUCGGUGCUCCCACCAACCCUCUUCUCAAAUCCGGCGGUAUCGGCACCAUCAUCGACACAACUACCUCCAGCUCCAAGAAUGACUUGUGCCGCGUGCAGAAUCUCGUCAGGAACUCUGAAGAGGAUAUGAUCGUGAAAGCGUGCAAAGAAAUCAAGAGAAUGACGGAUGAUCUAGGUCUUGUUAGCGGUGUCGAGUUUAGGGCUUGCGAGAUUGUGUCCAAGUUAGAUGGUGACUACAGGAAGAGACUAAGCAGACAGAAACACUUUGUCGCUGUCUGUGCGGCCGCUGUUUCAACGGCGUGUCGUGAGAUGAAUCUCUCGAGGACGUUGAAAGAGAUCUCUAUGGUAGCUCACGGUGUGAGUUUGAAAGAAAUAAACAGAGCGAGUAUGGCUAUAAGGCGUCUACUUCAGUCAGAUCAAGCGGAGACGACAGAUUCUUCUUCUUGUGCUGCUCCUCAGGUGAUUAUCAAAACAAGAGAACUUGUACGCCGGUUCUGUUCUAAACUAAACAUAACCGAAAGAGAGACAAAGGCCAUUGGAGAAGCUGUUGAAGUAGCUGAGAAUUUCGAUAUCCGGAGAAACCCUAAGUCGGUUCUAGCUGCUAUUAUCUUCAUGAUCUGUCAGCUAUCUCAGACCAAUAGGAGACCUACUCGAGAAAUUGCGAUCGCUGCGGAAGUUGUGGAGAAUACUAUCAAGAGCUCUGCUAAGGAUAUGUACCCUUACGCAUCAAAGAUUAUACCCGAAUGGUAUGCUUCUGAAGAAAAGGUCAAGAGGUUAGGAGGUAUCAUAGGAUCUUGGGAUGCUGCAAAACUUUAACACAUAGGGAAAGCCUCUAGUUGCGUAAGAAGUUUUAGAAUUUAUCAUAUUGAAGUAGAUCGCUUAGAUUAGAUAUAUGCUCGGAUUAAAGAUUUAUGCAGUCUUUUUCUAUUAUUUAUAUAACGAAAAUGUAUCUAGCCGCAAGUAGAGAAUUAAUAGAAUCUAUGUUUACAUAUAUGGUUAAAUAAACAACCUUUUUGAGAAGCUUAAAAGAGGUUAAAUCACAUUCUUAUUCUCGUGCAGAAUAAAUAAUGUUAGGGCGUGUUCGUUUCUCCAUCUCUCAUCUCCAUCCAGCUGAUCCAUCUAGAUGAUUUAUCCAAAUUUUAAGGGCUGUUCGUUUUUCUAUCCAGAUGAGCUAUUUAAAUGAACCAUUUGGAUGAAUUUUAUGUUCGUUUCUUGUUUUUCAUUUUCAUCCAGAUGAGUGUAAUAAACCAAUUACAAAUUUACCCUUGUUUUGAUCUAAUCAUAUGUUUGAUAUUAAUUUUAACUAUACUAAAUUUUUUAUUUAGUCUAAAAUAUAUUUAAACUAAAAUUAUUUUAAAAUUAGCAUUUUGACAUUUACAAAUUUUUAUUUUAUAUAAAUUUAUUAAUUUUUAUUUAAAUUUGCAUUAAAAUUAACUACAACUAUAACUUUAAAUAAAACUCAUAAUACAAACUUUAAAUAAAACUCAUAAUACAAACUCAAAUUUGAAUAAACUUCUAAGCAACUCAAAGUAGAAAUUCAAAGUGGAAUUUGCGGAAAAAACGUAUUUUCACGAUUUUGGCGGGAAAACAUAAUUUUACAGUUUUGGCAAUACGCUUUUGCGGUUUCAACGAGAAAGUGCGUUUUUACGGGUUUGGCGAGAAAAUGCAUUUUUACGGUUUUGGUGGGAAACCUUGUUUUUACAGUUUUGGCUGGAAACCGUGUUUUUACGGUUUUGGUAGGAAAAUGCAUUUUUACGGUUUUGGCGAGAAGCCGUGUUUUUACGGUUUUGGUGGGAAAAUGUGCUUUUAUGGAUUUGGCGAGAACCCGUGUUUUUACGGUUUUGGCAGGAAAACGUGUUUUUGCGGUUUUGGUGAGAAAACAUAAUUUUACAGUUUUCGCGGAAAAUGCGUUUUGCGGUUUUGGCUGAAAACGGUGUUUUAUGGUUUUGGUAGGAAAACGUGUUUUUAUGGUUUUGGCGGGAAAACACGUUUUAUGCUUUUGGUUGGAAAACGCAUUUUUAUGGUUUUGGCAGAAAAACACGUUUUUUUGGUUUUGGCGGGAAA